Seminavis robusta is the source of this 636-nucleotide messenger RNA. Lineage: Eukaryota; Bacillariophyta; Bacillariophyceae; Naviculales; Naviculaceae. The record is from the annotation of a GenBank genome assembly.
AUGGCGUCUUCUCAACAAGCAACAACAACAACAACAACAACAACAACAACAACAACAACAACAACAACAACAACACAAGGCACCAAGCGCAGCCUCGAAGAACGAGCUGGUGUCGACCAAUUGGUAAAGGGCUUGAGUGAUACAGGUAUUACCAAAGCCAAAUCAGUUGCAGCAGCAGCAGUUCAGUUCAGCACCAAGGACUUUCUCAAGAAGAGUCUGUAUGGUAACGACUCGCACAACAGUCGUAUUCAGAAUGUUCAUUCCAUCUUCGCAGCGGGCCUUGAGCGCCGAAGGAGAGCUGCACAGUUGGGAUACGAUGAUGAUCAGUUGGGAUACGGCAAGGACACAGCAGCAGCAGCAGCAGAGCCACCCAUGAAGAGACGCCGCUUCCAACGCCGCAACUCCAAGACACCGGCCAUGCUCUUCAAAUCUCUCAACUUUCUUCCACAAGACUUGUUUUCCGAUGAAAAGACUGCAGCAUCUACAGCGACUCCCAAGCCAUCGUCCUCGUUCAAACCGGUCAAGACUGAUGACGACGAUGAUGCGUGGGACGGUGGCCUGGAGAUUGCGGAGCAGCUUGUCAAGCAUCUUCAGGAAAAGCGCCGAAUGAGUGAUGCCUCUCUGUCUGCUCAUUGA